AUGACCAAGAUAAAAUCCAUAUAUGAUUGUACAAUAAUAGAUCUGGAUAAUAAGAAAAUACCCAUGAGUAUAUUCGAGGGGAAAGUUCUUAUUAUCGUUAAUACGGCUACAUUAUGUGGAUUUGCACCACAAUUUAUACAAUUAGAGACUUUAUAUCAAAAGUAUAAAGAUCAAGGUUUGGUAGUAUUAGCAUUCCCAAGUAAUCAAUUCAAUAAUGAAGAUCCUAAACCAAUCAAAGAAUCAAUUGAAGAGGUGCGGACGAAAUAUGGGGUAACAUUCCCAAUAUUGAAUAAAGUUAUGGUUAAUGGUAUUGAUGACGAUGGUGAUGAAUUAUAUGAAUACUUGAAACUGGCAAAGCCAGGGAAGUUCGGAUUUAAAGGAGUGUUAUGGAAUUUCGUUAAAUUCAUAGUGUCAAGAGAUGGUAGAGUAUAUCAAAGAUUUCCUUCAGAAGCUCCACCCUUAAUAUUCGAACCAGUAAUCCAAGCUUUACUUAAAUCAAAUUAA
Messenger RNA from Yamadazyma jaroonii, 504 nucleotides. The record is from the annotation of a GenBank genome assembly. NCBI's taxonomy places the organism in Eukaryota, Fungi, Ascomycota, Pichiomycetes, Serinales, Debaryomycetaceae.